GAUGGUGAUGGUAGUGUCAGUAGGUACGAGUAGAAAUAUGACUUAAAAAGCAGAUAUGUGAAUCCAUAAAACAUUUUUUAUUGUAAAUUCGUAGUGCCAUGUAUUUAUCAAUGAACUUCAGUAAACAUAAACGUUAGUCGUUCAGAAAAUGACGGUUCCCACUAGAAUUGCAAUAUCUAAAGUGUAUAAUUUUACUAGUGCUUCAACAUAUAAAAAAUAUAAGAAUUUUUUCUUUAUUCUUCUAAUUGUUUCAAUAUUUAUAGCAUUAUCUGUUCCAUUUACAAAUUUUGCUAGUGAUGUGUCAAGAAAAUUUGAGCGAGUCGAACUUAAAAAUUUACACAAUUUACCCGAGGUGAAGUUAUCUAACAGUGUAAGUGUUCUAAGUCCCAGAAAUGCCCUUUGCUCACACUGGGACUGUUUUAAUAUAUAUCAGUGUGGUCAUACUGGCCAUGAUAGGAUAGCAGUGUAUGUGUACCCGUUAAAAAAAUAUGUUGAUGAGCAAGGUGUCCCGGCCACAGAACAUAUAUCCAAAGAAUAUUUUUCUCUCUUGAAAGCUGUGAUUAACUCUAAAUAUUAUACGGCUAAUCCAGAAGAAGCCUGCAUUUUCAUUCCAUCGAUAGAUACUUUAAAUCAAGAUAGAAUACGAUUAAAUUUAACGUCUAGAGCUCUACAUUCCCUUCCAUACUGGAGAAAUGGCGAAAACCACUUAAUCUUCAACAUGAUCUCUGGAAGCGCUCCAGAUUUCUCCCGUGUCGUGGAGCUCCACCUGGGAAAUGCCCUGGUGGCAGGAGCAGGAUUCGACACGUAUACGUUUCGAGAAAAAUUUGACGUGUCUUUGCCUUUGUUCAGUCCUGUGGCCAAAUUAGGAGAAGUUGAAGGCACCUUCCAUGAUAGGACCUGGUUAGUAACCUCAUCCCAGUUAAACAUAGAUCCGUACUUUGCUAGCGAAUUGCAAAAAUUGUCAUAUCAGUACCACGGCUCUCUACUGAUACUUGAUUCCUGCCAUAUACACAAUUAUACUCAACGUUGCGAAGUCAAUUCUGGUCAGAAACAUGCCUACCCUCAAAUCCUGCAGGAUAGCGCCUUUUGUAUAGUUUUUCGUGGCGAGAGAAUGGGCCAGUUCGUUCUACUGGAGGCGAUGGCAGCCAACUGUAUUCCCGUCAUUGUGAUAGAUGGCCACGUGAUGCCAUUUAAUAAUGUGAUAGAUUGGAAACGUUUUUCCAUUUUUAUUAUGGAAAGCCAUUUGAAUACUCUGAUGGAUGUGCUCAAUAACAUUUCCGACAAACGUAUCAGGCAGAUGCAGAACGUCCUGCUGUUUAUGUAUAAGUCGUAUUUUUCGAGUAUGGAACAAAUAGCUUUAACUACGCUUGAUAUUAUUCAAGAUCGUGUGUACCCGCAUUUGAGUAGGACGUACGAUGAAAUCAAUUUAAUGCCUUCUGAAGUCAAUAAAAAUCCAUUAUUUUUUCCAAUGACUGCCCCAAAGUCUCAUGGAUUCACUGCAGUCAUUUUAACAUACGAUAGAGUAGAGAGCUUAUUUCUCUUGACUGAAAGGCUAUCAAAAGUUCCUAGUCUUAUGAAAAUUGUGGUCGUUUGGAAUAACCAGAAGAAGAGUCCUCCACCUUUGACCGAGUUUCCAAAGGUGGCAAAGCCAAUAAACGUAAUAAAGACAAAAGCAAACAAGCUUUCUAACAGAUUUUAUCCAUAUCGGGAAAUCGAAACUGAGGCAGUUUUACACAUUGAUGACGAUAUUGUGAUGCUGACUUCCGAUGAGGUAGAAUUUGCAUACGAAGUUUGGAGGGAAUUUCCAGAUCGAAUUGUGGGGUUUCCUUCGCGAACCCACAUAUGGGACAAUGUGACCAACGCUUGGAAGUACGAAUCUGAGUGGACCAACGAGAUAUCCAUGGUUCUGACGGGAGCAGCCUUUUUACACAAAUACUGGAGUUACCUCUACUCGAAAGACUUGCCUUCGGAAGUAAAAGACUGGGUGGACGAGCACAUGAAUUGCGAAGAUAUUGCCAUGAACUUUCUAGUUGCCAAUCUGACGAAUAAACCUCCUAUAAAAGUUACUCCAAGAAAGAAAUUCAAAUGCCCUGAAUGUACAAACAAUGAAAUGCUCUCCGCAGACCUUGGCCAUAUGGUGGAGAGGUCGCACUGCAUAAAUCGAUUUGUUAAGGCAUUCGGAAAGAUGCCUCUAAAGACGGUAGAAUUCCGGGCAGACCCGGUUCUGUUCAAGGAUCCAUUCCCAGAGAAAUUAAAACGCUUUAAUGAUAUUGGCAGCCUGUAAAUAGUUUUUUAAGGAGUUAUUUAAUUUUGUAGAUAUUUGUACAUAUUGUAGAUAUUUUACUGUUGUACUGAUUUUUAA
Messenger RNA from Anoplophora glabripennis (Asian longhorned beetle), 2362 nucleotides. RefSeq names its product exostosin-2 (gene sotv). Lineage: Eukaryota; Metazoa; Arthropoda; Insecta; Coleoptera; Cerambycidae. Gene Ontology annotation, cellular component: membrane. Gene Ontology annotation, molecular function: glycosyltransferase activity. The coding region runs from base 149 to 2284 and encodes 711 amino acids. The record is from RefSeq and is a predicted model, not a curated record. The transcript has 7 exons.